This is a messenger RNA of Serinus canaria (Common canary), 2272 nucleotides long. It is a transcript of the gene UBE2QL1, whose product is annotated as ubiquitin conjugating enzyme E2 Q family like 1. The record is from RefSeq and is a predicted model, not a curated record. The transcript has 2 exons. Lineage: Eukaryota; Metazoa; Chordata; Aves; Passeriformes; Fringillidae. Bases 152 to 1072 code for a protein of 306 amino acids.
GCCGCCUCUCCGCGCCCCGGACCGGCUGAGAGGCGCUUCGCCGCCCGCCCGCCAACAGCACACCCAUCGAGCCAGGCUUUAAAUUGAUUACAGCCACACUAGAGCCCCACCGGUGCUCAGAGGCGGGAGGGAUCGCAGAGCCGCGCACAACAUGGCCACUCUGCUGCGAAAAAUCGGGCUGAUCCGGCUGCAUAGCCGGGACACGGAGGACCCCAAGCACCACCACCACCGCAGCAGCAGCCAGCAGGGCUCCUCGCUCCGCGGCAGAGGCAACCAGAAGAACAGCAGCAACAAGCCGCAGCCGCAGGGGCCCCCCGGGGGCGGCUGCAGCAGCAGCAGCAGCGAGGGCAGCCCCGGGGGCCACAAGAACAAGAAGGCGCCGGAACCGGCCAAGCAGCCGCCGCAGCAGGCGCGCUCGGGAGUCGGCCGGGAGAAGCCCCGGGAGCUGGGCAGGGAGCCCGGCGCCGGCAAGGAGGCGGCGCAGCGGCCCGGCCCCGGUUCCGGCCCCGGGUGCGGGUCGGGGCCGGCGGCGCUGGUGCCCGCGGGCCGGCAGCAGCACUGCACGCAGGUGCGGACCCGGCGGCUGAUGAAGGAGCUGCAGGACAUCGCGCGGCUCAGCGACCGGUUCAUCUCGGUGGAGCUGGUGGACGAGAGCCUCUUCGACUGGAACGUGAAGCUGCACCAGGUGGACAAGGACUCGGUGCUGUGGCAGGACAUGAAGGAGACCAACACGGAGUACAUCCUGCUCAACCUCACCUUCCCCGACAACUUCCCUUUCUCGCCGCCCUUCAUGAGGGUGCUUAGCCCCCGCCUGGAGAACGGCUACGUCCUGGAUGGCGGGGCCAUCUGCAUGGAGCUGCUCACCCCCCGCGGCUGGUCCAGCGCCUACACCGUGGAGGCCGUCAUGAGGCAGUUCGCCGCCAGCCUGGUCAAGGGGCAGGGCCGUAUCUGCAGAAAAGCUGGCAAAUCAAAAAAGUCAUUCAGUCGAAAGGAAGCUGAAGCAACAUUUAAGAGUUUGGUGAAGACCCAUGAAAAAUAUGGGUGGGUCACCCCGCCUGUCUCUGAUGGCUGAUGUUAGCAACCUGCACUUGACAGAAAUGCUGAACAAAAGUACUGUGACAUCUCCUCAGUGCUGUACACCGCCCAUCCUUUUCUACUUCAGCUUCAGUUACAUACCAUGAAUGUCAAGGAGACAUCUAAGUUAUUUAUGAACAGAUGUGUUUACAGAGGGAGAGAAAAAAAAAUGCUGUGUAGGAUUAUAUUUCAAGACUGGAGAAUGGUCAUCAUUGAAGUCACUUGAGCGGAUGCUGAGAUUGCGUCAUUUGCCCCCAUACAGCCCACAUUGUCUUCAGCUUCUUUCCAUGACAGCAGCACCAAACAGCAGUACUGGAAAGUCUAUCCAUUACUGCUCAGUUCAUUUAAAUGUAAAUGAAACAGUUAAUAUUUAAUAGGGAAGCAGUGCAUUGCAGGUACAUGUUUGCUGUGCUGUUUAUCUUUGUCUCCUAGCAGGUCAACAUAACUUGAAGAUUUGUCUUUAUGUGGAACUGUGGUCUGCUGUGACUAAAUUUAGACCUCAUUUGUGCUCUAUAUAUGACCUUUAAUUCAUAAAUGAAACCAGAAUUAAAAUGCUGAAAGGUCCUAGUGUUGAAAAAUUAUUAAGUGGAAUCACCCAACCGGUUACAAUGUGCUCUCUGUGCUGAUAUUGUGAUGUGCUGUUCAGAAAUAAACCAGUGCAGUUAGCUGAAGGUUAGGUGGUUUUUUAAAACACGUCCACACCGGGGCUCAGAGGGGUUGGUCCAUGGUAGCAGAAAAAUGAUUACCCUGGCGGUACCUUCUGCAGUAGCAUGUGGCCUGUCAGUUCUUCAAAGCAGCAAAACAAAUGAGUGGAAAUGGACAAAGCAACCUUAAAAUUUUAUCUGUUUAAUUUUGAAAUGAUAUGCCAGUAACAGAGUAAAAAUUUUCAAGUCAAAUGGAACAUGGUUUGUAAGAUGAUUUGCAUGACUGGAAUUUUUCUUUUUUAUUUUUACUCAAUAGACAUCGUAUGUACUUAGAGCCCAGUAUCUGAGAAAACCCACUGAUGUAUAUAAAUGUCCUAUUAUUUAAUCAUUAAAAUUUAAGUUUUCUGGUAAACAAAUCGAAAAAAACAACUUUCUAAGGGACUCCAUAAAAGCUGAAGGUAAUGUUAAGAAUGGUAUAGAAAAGCAUUAAAAAAUGUGGAUUCCGAAUGGAAAAUCAUAUUGGACACGUGCUGAAUAAAAUCACCAGUAUCGUU